Linum tenue is the source of this 1639-nucleotide messenger RNA. NCBI's taxonomy places the organism in Eukaryota, Viridiplantae, Streptophyta, Magnoliopsida, Malpighiales, Linaceae. The record is from the annotation of a GenBank genome assembly.
CCACGUGGCACCCUCUUGUUAGUCGACCGUUAUAAUAUUUUCGACUUCAAAGCAUUACAAGAGAGAUUCCCCCCGCAAGAAGAGUAAGAACAAGAACGAAAGAGAGAGAGGUCCCGGCCCCUCCUUCCCCCCUUACUUCCCUUUUCAAAUUUUAGCGGCUUUGUUUUUGUUCCAUAGUAAUUUUGAAUUUCUCCUCUCUUCCUCGUUCUUCCAUUCUUCUCUAAUGGCGAUCGCUCCUCCUCCUGAUUCCCAAUCCAACCACCAGCACCAGGCUGCUGCUGCUACUUCGUCGGAAGAUACGGCCGGCGGAGAGAACAACCAGACAAGGAGAUGGACUCUCGCCGAUUUCGACGUCGGGAAGCCCCUCGGCCGCGGCAAAUUCGGCCAUGUUUACGCCGCUCGUGAAAAAAGGAGCAAUCACGUCGUGGCCUUAAAAGUGCUGUUCAAGAACCAGCUCCAGCAAUCGCAGGUGGAGCAUCAACUCCGCCGUGAAGUUGAGAUCCAGAGCCACCUUCGUCACCCAAACAUUCUCCGUCUCUAUGGCUACUUCUAUGACCAGAAGCGAGUCUACUUGAUACUAGAGUACGCAGCCAAGGGUGAACUCUACAAGGAGCUUCAGAGGUGCAAGUACUUCAGCGAGAGGCGUGCUGCAACCUAUGUAGCGUCGUUGGCUCGAGCUCUGAUAUAUUGCCAUGGGAAGCAUGUCAUCCACCGUGAUAUCAAACCAGAGAAUCUCCUUAUUGGUGCCCAGGGUGAGCUCAAGAUUGCCGAUUUCGGAUGGUCUGUGCAUACCUUCAACAGAAGGCGGACAAUGUGUGGUACAUUGGACUACCUCCCACCUGAAAUGGUGGAAAGUGUUGAGCACGAUGCUAGUGUCGACAUCUGGAGCCUAGGCGUGUUGUGUUACGAGUUCCUCUAUGGUGUUCCCCCUUUCGAGGCUAUGGAACACUCUGACACAUACCGAAGGUUAGCAUAAGUUUCACUCUGACUUCCGAAUUGUUGCAUUUCUUGUGUGGUGUACUCCAUUGAAUCGGAUCUGGGCAAUAAUGGCAGGAUUGUGCAAGUGGAUCUCAAGUUUCCUCCCAAGCCAAUUAUAUCUGCUUCUGCAAAAGACCUUAUUAGUCAGAUGCUUGUCAAGGAUUCAUUUAAGCGGCUGCCAUUACACAAGGUGCUUGAGCAUCCAUGGAUCAUUCAGAAUGCCGAUCCCUCUGGUGUUUACAAGGCUUGAUGUGUUUAGAAUUAGAUGGCUGCUGCUAAACCUACUCCCUUCAUCAAUGUAUGAGCUUCAAGACUCCAGCAUAAUCUCUUUGCAGUCACAUUAGAAGAGCCUCAAUACACCAGCAUUCUUUGUACUACUUAUAGACUCGGGAGGAAGAAUGACCAUAUCCCCUUCUUUCGCCAUGUUAUCGAAUAUCGAUGAGGGGAUGAAGUGUUAUAAUUUACUAUGUAAUUCAUUCAUUUGGGCUAUAUCUAUAGCAAAAGAAAUCCAUCUUCUGUAAUCAUUCUUGCCUACCAGUUACCAGUGUGUUUCUGAGAUUAGUUUUGCCUUUCGCUCAUUUAAAGGGAACUACUUCUCGACAAUUUCUCAAGCCUUCGUCUAAUCAAUCCAACGAAAGAACGCACGUUAAUCCACGUAUGA